Molecule: messenger RNA, 666 nt
Organism: Diatraea saccharalis (sugarcane borer)
Lineage: Eukaryota; Metazoa; Arthropoda; Insecta; Lepidoptera; Crambidae
Source: the annotation of a GenBank genome assembly
AUGGCGCCAUUCAAUGAAAGGGCUAGCGGACCAUUUGGAUGCAUAGCACAGCCCAACGAGCCCGGCGUGUUCAUUGGAAAAAUUGCACUAAACAACCCAUCGAGGGAAUAUCUCGGUUAUGUAGACAAAGCGGCGUCUGAAAAGAAAAUUGUUAGGGAUGUUUUUACUCAUGGAGACCAGGCUUUUAUUUCAGGUGAUAUCUUGGUGGCAGACGAGCUGGGAUACUUGUACUUUAGAGAUCGUACCGGAGACACGUUCCGGUGGCGUGGCGAGAAUGUCAGCACCACUGAGGUGGAGGCCGCAGUCUCUAGGGUCGCAGAUCAACGAGACGCUGUCGUUUAUGGUGUGGAGGUGCCAAACGUUGAGGGUCGAGCUGGUAUGUGCGGCGUGGUAGAUCCUGAAGGAACUCUGGACCUGGAGGAAAUGUCUAGAGCGUUGGCACGAGAUCUGCCUGCAUACGCGAGACCUGUCUUUAUACGACGAAUGGCCAGUGUAGACCUCACAGGUACAUUCAAGAUGAAAAAAGUUGAGUUACAAAAGGAAGGAUUCGAUCCUUCAUUGAUAAAAAAGGAUAAGCUUUACUAUUUAGACGUGAAAUCGGGUAGUUAUCUGCCACUCGGCCCGGAAGAGUAUGAAAAAAUUGUCAACGGAAAAAUAAGGUUGUAA